Molecule: messenger RNA, 1437 nt
Organism: Penicillium salamii
Lineage: Eukaryota; Fungi; Ascomycota; Eurotiomycetes; Eurotiales; Aspergillaceae
Source: the annotation of a GenBank genome assembly
AUGGGCUCUAUCGCGCAGUCAUCUCAAAAGUUCACCAACCGUAUGGAUAACGACUGUUCCAACGUCUAUGGCUCACAAUUUGCCGCUCGGAGUAUGCCAGCUCAGCGACUCCCCGAUCACGAGAUGCCCAAGGACAUGGCCUACCAGCUUAUCAAAGAUGAUCUAGCAUUGGAUGGUCAGCCCAUGUUGAACUUGGCCAGUUUUGUGACGACCUAUAUGGUAAGAGAAGAAUUUAUUCUAUAUAGGAACUUUGUUAACGCAAAACAGGAAGACGAAGCGCUAAAGCUACUGGCCGAGUCAUCAAACAAAAACAUCAUCGACCACGAAGAAUACCCCAAAUCCGUGGAAAUCGAAACUCGAUGCUUAAAUAUUCUCUCCGAUCUUUUCCACUCACCUGUAUCAAACGGAUCUCUAACCGCCGUCGGCACAUCAUGCAUCGGCUCAUCUGAGGCCAUCAUGCUCGCAGUUCUAGCGAUGAAAAAGCGCUGGCAGGACAUCCGCAAGUCUGAAGGGAAGGAUACCUCCAAGCCCAAUAUCAUCAUGAGCAGUGGUGUCCAAGUCUGCUGGGAAAAGGCAGUCCGAUACUUUGACAUUGAAGAGAAGUUAGUCCCGUGCACAGAAACGCGAUAUGUGAUCGAUCCUGUGCAAGCAGUGGACCUUGUCGACGAAAAUACGAUCGGAAUCUGCGCUAUCCUUGGAACCACAUAUACAGGACAGUAUGAGGAUGUCCGAGCUAUCAACAGCCUUCUUGUUCGGAAAGGCUUGAGCACGCCGAUUCAUGUGGACGCCGCUAGCGGUGGUUUCGUGGCUCCGUUCGUGAAACCAGAAUUGGAGUGGGAUUUCCAGUUGUCCAAUGUGGUGUCAAUCAAUGUUUCGGGGCACAAAUACGGCCUGGUUUAUCCAGGUAUCGGAUGGGGUCUUUGGCGAUCACCAGAGUAUCUCCCCAAAGACCUCAUUUUCAACAUCAACUACCUAGGCGCCGACCAACUUAACUUCAGCCUCAACUUCUCCAAGCCUGCCUCACAUAUAAUAGCACAGUACUACCAACUGAUCCGACUCGGCAGAAGCGGAUACACGUCCAUCAUGACAAACCUCACUCAAACAGCAGACCAUCUCUCGCAUCAGCUUCAGGAAAUGGGGUUCUUGAUCAUGAGUGAGAAUGGCGGCGAGGGACUCCCAGUGGUUGCCUUCCGAUUAAGUCCUACGCAGAACGUUUUCUUCGAUGAGUGGGCACUGGCACGGAAACUGCGCGAGAAGGGAUGGAUUGUUCCUGCUUAUACCAUGGCGGCUGAUUGUGAGCAAAUGGGUAUGAUGCGGGUUGUUGUUCGAACGGACUUUAGUAUGGCGCGGUGUGAGAGUCUGGUGAGGGAUAUUCAGGCUGCGCUGGGUGCUUUGGCGCAUUUGGAAAUUCAGAAUCUCCAACGGUAUCAAGCGUGA